Molecule: messenger RNA, 34263 nt
Organism: Coregonus sp. 'balchen'
Lineage: Eukaryota; Metazoa; Chordata; Actinopteri; Salmoniformes; Salmonidae
Source: the annotation of a GenBank genome assembly
CUCUGGGACAGAUCAUGCUGUAUGUGGAUGGAAUGAACGGCCUCAUAAGUCACAACGAUACCGUCCAAUGGCUUUACACACUCGUUGGAUCCAAGGUACAGUACAAAGUUACCUGCAAAGGAAAUAUCAUUGUACUUUUGCAUUUGACCAUCUAACGGCUGUAAAACAUGCAAGACCGACCUCCUUGGUAGUGUGACAGCUCUCCCCAGCCCUCUGAUGGCCAGGUCGACCUAUUUUCUCCCUUCAAUCCCUCUCUCUCUGUCCCCCCCCCCCCCCCCCCCCCUCUCUCUCUCUCUCUCUCUCCCCUCUCUCCUCUCUCUCUCUCUGUCCUCUCAGUCUCUCUCGCCUCACACUCUCUCGCUGUCCUCUCGAUCUCUCUCUUUCUCUCUCUCUCCCUCUCUCUCUCCCUCUUUCUCCUCUGGGCGAGGGUGUCUCCCUGCAUUUCCUGCUCUAACCGAUUCUUCUCUCCUCUGCUCCUGCUUCCUGGCCAAGUGUAACACACAGCAUGGUUUUGAUCAUGUCCCGGCCAGGCACUCACUUUAUUAGACACAGAUCUUCACAUCCCUUAGUUUUUUUUCUCUAUUUCUCUGUCUUUCUUUCUCUUUUCUGGCUUUACGUUCUGGCUGUACCAUGCCUCGGCAUUAUUCACCCCUACAAGUACAAUCCCUGUUCCCUUAUUUCCUACACAUCCUAUCAGGCCAUUAUCUCAACCACUCAGGGCAGUCAGAGCAGGAAAACCUCUUAUCAGGCACUAUGUAAUGACCCAUUUAAACCCUAUCAGGGUUAACAUGCAUGCUGUACCACGUUGGUCACAUUUAAACCCUAUCAGGGCUAACAUUAAUGGUGUACCUCGCUGGUGACUGAAGCCAGGGAUGUUAUUGUGCCUAUAUAGUUAUAACAUGCAGAAUGUGUUCGUGUGUUGUGUGCGUGUGCGUGCGUGUGUGUGUGUGUGUGUGUGUGUGUGUAUGUGUGUGCGUGUGCGCGUGCGCGUGUGUGUGUGUGUGUGUAGUUCCGUCUGGUAGUGAAGACAGCUCUGAAACUGUUACUGGUGUUUGUGGAGUACACUGAGCCCAACGCUGCCCUGCUCAUCCAGGCUGUCAACACCGUGGACACUACGGGAGGUAGGACAGACCAGACCACUACCCUACCCUACACACACACACACACACACACACACACACACACACACACACACACACACACACACACACACACACACACACACACACACACACACACACACACACACACACACACACCCACACACACAUUGUAGACACUACGGGAGGUAAGUGGGUGUGUUUAUUGAAAAAGACUGUAAAUCUCUCCCCUGGUGGGGUUCAGUUACCUGCCUCUGUAAAAGCUCCACAUUGUGUCCUCUCCAGUAGCGGGGUGAGGUGUGUGUGUGUCUCAACUCUGUCUAAGCCCAUCACUCAUGUGGCUGUGUAAGGAGAGAGAACCUGAUACCAGGAGCUCUGGGUGAGACUGAGACGGUCCAUGACCCUACUAUCUGACUGCGGCGCUGCCUUAAACACACACACACACACACACACACUACUACUACCCUGGAAACUGUUCGGGACACUUGAGCUGCCUCCAACUUGGUAAUACAAGUCCAACUGUACAUUAUCUACCCCUGAUAUCAUUACUGUUUCAGCUUCUAUUAGUCUAAUAUUACAUGAUCUACUGAUAUCAUUACUGUUUCAGCUUCUAUUAGUCUAAUAUUACAUGAUCUACUGAUAUCAUUACUGUUUCAGCUUCUAUUAGUCUAAUAUUACAUGAUCUGCUCCUGAUAUCAUUACUGUUUCAGCUUCUAUUAGUCUAAUAUUACAUGAUCUACUGAUAUCAUUACUGUUUCAGCUUCUAUUAGUCUAAUAUUACAUGAUCUACUGAUAUCAUUACUGUUUCAGCUUCUAUUAGUCUAAUAUUACAUGAUCUCCUCCUGAUAUCAUUACUGUUUCAGCUUCUAUUAGUCUAAUAUUACAUGAUCUCCUCCUGAUAUCAUUACUGUUUCAGCUUCUAUUAUUCUAAAAUUACAUGAUCAACUGAUAACAUUACUGUUUCAGCUUCUAUUAGUCUAAUAUUACAUGAUCUACUCCUGGUUUCCAUAUUGUUCAGUUCAACGUGUCUUUUCUCUGUCUGUAUGAUUAAUUUGCAUGCAGAGCGUAGCUGGAUUGUGGUACCUUUGGACCAACUGUGUGGUGUGUGAUUUGUGGUGCAGGCUGUAAGCUGUGGUCCAAUGCCAUGGAGAUUCUGGAGGAGAAGGAUGGGGUGGACACAGAGCUGCUGGUAUAUGCCAUGAGCCUCAUCAACAAGGUGGGUCUCUCUCUCUCUUCAUCUCUCUCUCUCUAGAGAGGGGCGCGGCGGGCGGAGCGGCAGGAGGCGCAGAGCGAGGCGAGAGCGGCGAGCGGGCGCGGCAGAGAGCGGGCGAGAGCGCGCGCGCGAGCGCGAGAGCGCGCGGCGCGGAGAGGGCGCGCGCGAGAGGGCGGCAGAGCGAGCGAGGGGCGGCGAGGAGGAGAGCGAGCAGGAGAGAGCGCGCGCGAGAAGAGAGGCGCGCGCGGGGCGACGAGAGCGCGGGGAGCGCGCGCGGAAGCGCCACCGAGCGCGCUCUCUCAGUCCCUCUCUCUCUCUCCCCUCUCUCUCUCCUCUCCUCUCUCGUUCACUCUCUCUCGCGCUACCUCUCUCGCCUCUCUCAUUCAUCUCGCUCUCUGCUUCAUCUCGCUCUCCUGGUCAUCUCUCCUCUCUCUCUCGCUCUCUCCUUCAUCUCUCCUCUCUCGCCUCAUCUCGCUCUCUCUCUCACCCCUCACUCUCUCUGCUUGAUCAUCUACUCGUCUCGUCACGCUCCGUCUCUUCCUCUUCCUCUCCAUAACUCUCCUCUCGCUCUCCUCUACUUCCUCUCUCCUCUUCACUCUCUCUCUCAUCGCCGUCCGAUCUACCGUCUCUCUCUCAUCUCUCUCUUCCUCUCUCUCCUCCGGCUCAUCUCCCCUCCUCUCUCUCUCUCAUCUCUCUCAGCUCCUCUCAUCUACCCCUCUCAUCUCCCACGCUCUCUCCUCGCAGCCUCAUCUCGCUAUAUCUACUCUCGCUCUCUUUAUCUUCGCUCCUCCAGCCUCGCAUCUCUCUAGAGCUGCAUCGGGGGGUGAUCUCUCCUCUCUACAGCGGGGAGGGGCGUCGGCUCUCGCGUAUCGCUCUUAUCGGCGGCUUUCUCUCUCUCGUCCUCGCGAACGCUUCUGGUGCGGCGCUCUCUCUCUCUCUCAUCUCCUCUCUCACUAUCUCUUCAUCUCUCUCUCAUCUUUCUCCUCUUCAGCUAUCUCUCUCUCUUCAUCUAUCUCUAUCUUCAUCUCUCUCUCUCUCUUAAUCUCUCUCUCUCUCUUCAUCUCUCUCCAUCUCUCUCUCUUUUCAUUCCUCUCUCUCUCCAUCUCUUUUUCUCUCUCUACAUUUCGCUCGCAUCUCUUUCUCUCUUAUUUUAUUUCUCUCUUUCUACAUCUCUCUCUCACUCUACGUCUCUCUCUCUACAUCUCUCUCUUUACAACUCUUUCUCUCUCUCUCUCUCCCCCUCCCUCAACAAAUCUAAAUGAUGACAUUUGUGUGUGUUUCAGACCCUAGCGGGCCUGCCUGACCAGGACUCAUUCUAUGACGUGGUGGACUGUUUGGAGGAGCAGGGUAUCGAGGCCAUGUCUCAGAGACACCGCAGUAGGAAGGGAACAGACCUGGACCUCAUGGAGCAGUUUAACAUCUACGAGGUACGCCAGUCACAAGGUCUCCCACCUAAACCUCCACAUUCUCCCAAUGACACCGCGGCUUAGUGUAAUUCUCUUCCUGGCUUAGCCACUUAACUAGUUUGUUGUGGAAACACUACCAGAGCGCUAUAAGGACAACACUUGGUCAUGUAUAAAAAUAAAUACUUGACAAGCUUGAUUUAGUUUGCCCUCAAUGGGACCAAUGGAAUAGUCCUAAAGUGUUGACCCAUGUCUACUAGGGACCUCAUGUCCCCUGCUAGUCUAACUGUCCCCUGUUGUGCCUCCAGACUGCUCUGCGCCACGAGGAUGGAGACGACGAGAGCCAGGCGCCUACCGUGGGUCGGAAGAACCGGCGACGUGCUAGCGUGGGGGGCACCAACGACCGGCGAGGCCUGGAGAGGAGACGCAGCCGGAGACACUCCCUCCAGAACGGGAGAGGCCCCGCCUCGGCCCCCGCUUCCCCCAGCAGCCCCCACUUUCACGGGGGACACAACGGUAGCUUCCUGCCCUUCGGAGGCCAGGGCAUCGACGACGUCAGCGAAAGGUGAGGUGGAGGGGAGGAGAGGGGAAUGGGGGGGGGGGGCAAACAGGAGAAGGGGAGGCGGAGAGGUAGAAAGUGUGAAUGGGUUAAAGGGAGAAGGAUAUCCCUGCUUCUAUUGUUAACUGAAACUUGCCAAUAUGAUCUUAAAUGGUCAGCUGAAAUGGUUCAGUUUAUUUUUACUUCACUACCCAGAGAAGUCAGCUGUGAGGAACAGGAAAACACACAGAUGAUUCUGGAUCCACGAUACAGUUCAGAACAGGAAAGGGUUUGACUGCCAGUGUUGUAUUACAUUACAGUCUUGGACAGAUGUGUGUGUUCCAACCAGAGCCAAUAUGAAUGAAGAAUGUAAUUAUAUAGUAAUAAAAGAAAGACAGAGCAUGGGCUGCUAUUGCAAAGUGACGUUUAGAUUCAUCUUCAGUCGUUUUGUGACCUCGUGGAGCUGCUGAAGGAAAUAGGAAGCUUCUGUAAACACAGUGAUAGGAGUUAUUAUUAGUUAUUACUGCGGCUCUAUCCCAAACAGCACCCUAUUACCUAUGUAGUGAACUACUUUUGUCAAUAAAGGUACCAUUUGUCAUGUUUCCUUUUGAGGGAGUGUUUGUUGAAUUUCAACCAACACUGCAUUAGUUUUAAUUCAGUAAUGUUCAUGUAUACAAAACCAUUAGGAAUUCACACUUAACUAAAGCAAAAUAAUAAUGUAUUUUAUUUAAUAUUUUUUGUGUGAUACAAUUUGACUACCGGUCUGGUGUGCUCAUUACGGUAACAGAAAUCGUCUUUGUCUUUGCCUAAGGAAAUUAUUAUUUGUGAACUCUUGGUCCCAGUGUUAUAGACUCACUGGACAAUAAUAUAAAUAUAAUACAUGUAAUAUGAUAAGAACUUCUCUGUUAACCACCACAGGUACAUUACAUAUUUUAAUUAUGGCCAUUUAACAGACGCUCUUCUCCAGAGCCACUUACAGUCAGUGCAUUCAACUAAGUUAAAUAGGCAACCACAUAUCACAGUCAUUGCAAACCUUCCUAUGUUUCAAGAUGAACUGGUAAAGGACCAAUGAUAAAACUAUACUACAGUGCCUUCAGAAAGUAUUCAUACCCCUUGACUUAUUCCACAUUUUUGUUGUUACAGCCUGAAUUCAAAAUUGAUUAAAUAUAUUUUUUUCUCUCACCCAAUCUACACACAAUACCCCAUAAUGACAAAGUGAAAACAUGUUUUUAGAAAUGUCUGCAAAUGUAUUGAAAAUGAAAUACUGAAAUAUCUAAUUUACAUGAGUGUUCACACCCCUGAGUCAAUACAUUGUAGAAGCACCUUUGGCAGCGAUCACAGCUGUGAGUCUUUCUGGGUAAGUCUCUAAGAGCUUCCACCUGGAUUGUGCAACAUUUGGCCAUCAUUCUUUUCAAAAUUCUUCAAGCUCUGUCAAAUUGCUUGUUAAUCAUUGCUAGACAACAAUUUUCAGGUCUUGCCAUAGAUUAUCAAGCAGAUUUAAGUCAAAACUGUAACUAGGGCCACUCAGGAACAUUAACUGUGUUCUUGCUAAGCAACUCCAGUGUAGAUUUGGCCUUGUGUUUUAGGUUAUCGUCCUUCUGAAAGGUGAAUUCAUCUCCCAGUGUCUGGUGGUAAGCAGACUGAACUAGGUUUUCCUCUAGGAUUUAGCUCCAUUCCGUGUCUUUUUUAUCCUGAAAAACCCCCCAGUCCUUUAAUGAUUACAAGCAUACCCAUAACACGAUGCAGCCACCACUAUGCUUGAAAAUAUGGAGAGUGGUAUUCAGUAAUGUGUUGUAUUGGAUGUGCCCCAAACAUAAAACGUUGUAUUCAGGACAAAAGGUUAAUUGCUUUGCCACCUUUUUUGCAGUAUUACUUUAGUGCCUUGUUGCAAAUAAAUAUGCAUGUUUUGGAAUAUUUUUAUUCUGUACAGGCUUCCUUUUACUCUGUAAAUUAUGAUAGUAUUGUGGAAUAACUACAAUGUUGUUGAUCCAUCCUCAGUUUUCUCCUAUCACAGCCAUUAAACUCUGUAACUGUUUUGAAGUCACCAUUGGCCUCAUGGUGAAAUCCCUGAGCGGUUUCCUUUCUCUCCGGUAACUGAGUUAGGAAGGACACCUGUAUCUUUGUAGUGACUGGGUGUAUUGAUACACCAUGCAAAGUGAAAUUAAUAACCACCAUUCUCAAAGGGAUAUUCAAUGUCUGCUUUUUUAUUUUGACCUAUCUACCAAUAGGUGCCUUUCUUUGCAAGGCAUUGGAAAACCUCCCUGGUCUUUGUGGUUGAAUCUGUGUUUGAAAUUCACUGCUCAACUGAGGGACCUUACAGAUAAUCAUAUGUGUGGGGUACAGAGAUGAGGUAGUCAUUUAAAUCAUGUUAAACACUAUUAUUGCACACAGAGCAACUUAUUGUGUGACUUGUUCAGCAAAUUGUUACUCCUGAAAUUAUUUAGGCUUGCCAUAACAAAGGGGUUGAAUAUUUAUUUACUCAAGACAUUUCAGCUUUUCAUGUUUAAUUAAUUUGUAAACAUUUUGAAAAACAUAAUUCCACUUUGACAUUAUGGGGUAUUGUGUUUAGGCCAGUGACAAAACAUCUCAAUUGAAUCCAUUUUAAAUUCAGGCUGUACCACAACAAAAUGUGGAAAAAGUCAAGGGGUGUGAAUACUUUCUGAAGGCACUGUAUGAUGGCUACCUUUCCCCCUGCCACACAUAACAUCCUCCCGUCCACCAUUAAUAAUGACAGUUCCUUUUAACUAGCAUAUCUGGUAGCGUUACUGGUAGCACUCCUGUUCGGUUCUGCAGAUAGUUGAAUUGAACCCAGAGGGUUAUAUGAUACUGACUCCCACCAGUCCAGUCCACCACACACAGGAAAUUCAGACCACCUUUGAAGAUCAGUGUUUUCCAUAUCGGUAAUGAAACACAGGCGGGUGGGCCAAAGGAGACCUGACAGCACAAUGUCCCUAGAAAGACUCGUAUGCAUAUGAUGUAUGCGAGAAUCCUUUAUUGAUUAAAACAUUCCAGAUAUGACCUCACAGUCACACUAGUCAAUGGUUGCAUCCCAAGUGGCACCAUUGUCCUAUAUUGUGCACUACUUUUGACCAGGGCCCAUAUGGCUCUGGUCAAAAGUAGUGCACUAUGUAGGGAAUAGGGUGCCAUUUGGGACGUACACUAUGAUCAUUGAUCAACCUCUGGUCCGGGGACUGUUACUGGUCCCUAAGAUGUUACUGGCUGGUCCCUCAGAUGGUUAGCUGACAUCGAUUUAGUCAGUUCUCAUGCUGGUUUUAAUGUUAUCAAGCACUGUAUGUAGUGAAUGAAAUGAGGACAUACUAACUAAAAGCAUGAACCUCUUUCAACUAUACCGCCUUGUGUACUAAUUUUUACGUCCCGUGUCAGUUUUGACAGGGUGUGCUGUGUGUUCUACAUUCUGUCUGUCAGUUCUUUGUGUUUCAGUUUUCUACUGUAUUUUGUUCAUGUUGUCUGUUGCAAUUUCUCCUACUUUCCCUCUUUCUUCUCUUUCCCGUCUAUUUUCUCCCUUCCCUCCCCUCCAUCCACACCUCCACCCCUCCUUUUCAGAGAGGAGGAAGAGGAUGAGGAGGAAGAGGAGGAGGAGGAUGAGGAAGAGGAAGAUGAUGAGAGUCAUGAUAUCACGGAGACCACUAGAAAGGGCUUCCAAAGGUAUUUCAGGAAAAUAGGUUUCCCCCCCAAAUAGAACCUCAUCUUCUGCAUCUUUCUUUCAGUCUUGUCCUCCAUCCAUCUCUCCUUCCUGGACGAUAUUGAGUGUUGUUAACAGUGUACUGGUGUGUUAGAACUACAAAAAAAGCAUAUCUGUUAUUUUAAACUUGUAAUGUAUUCCCCUUGAAUAUACCCCACCCCCUUUGUCCUACCUUUUGCUCUGCUACUCUGUUGUUCUAGCAUGGUGCCAGUGCAGGCAGUAGAGGCCUCCUCUAGCUUGUGUUCUCCUUUUCACUGUAUGGUCAACCUCAUCCCUGACGCCUCGGCUGCCUCAGAGAGAGAGAGAGAGAGAGUGGCCAUGGCCAGCCCUACGGCCCCUGUGUCCACCCCCCCUAGAAACACUGGCUCUAACCCCCAGGAUGUCUCUCCUAGUCCCAGACCGACUUCCCAGGUCUUAACGCUGCUGGGCUGGGGGAGACUGCCAGGCACUGCCCACCCUCUGGGCCAACAGCAAGGCACCUCUGUACCUUCCUCUUCCUCCCCCUACUGCUCCUCCUCUCCCUCGAGGGGACGUCGUCAUCCCUACAUCCAACCCCCCAAGCCCCUCUCCCUCCCCCGCCCCCUCCCCCUCCCCCCUGAGGUGGACCUGAGCCAGGUGUCUGCCUCUGCUGGGGCCAAGGAGAGUGUUGAGAGGGGCGUGGCCAGACAACAGCGUUACAGGUAGAGACGCUGCAGCAGCAGGAGCUAUACAGUUCACUUCUUCACCUCUGGCGUUAGAUUCACUAUGAACUCUUAAAUAUGCACUGUCAUCCCUCAACACUGGUGUCUGUGUCUUCAUGCCUGCCUGGCUUGCUCCCUCACAAUCCACUUGGCUGAGAAGCUGCUGUACUGAAUGUAUUUUGGACAGGGGCAUAGACAUAGUGUUGAUGUCUACCGUGUCAGACAGAUUCUGUGUUGUCGUGUCAUAUCUGCUUUCCGUGGCAUACGAGACACUUGUAGUUGGUCUCCCUCAUGCAUGUUAUGGAUGCUUUAACUUGUGUCCAAUUGAACACUACUUUAGCUUGCCUCAGCAUUCCUUUGACCUUUAAAGGUCCAGUGCAGUCAAAAACGUGAUUUUCCUAUGUUUUAUAUAUAUUUCCACACUAUAAGAUUGGAAUAAUAAUGUGAAAUUGUGAAAAAAAAAUGAUAAUGCCCUUUUAGUGUAAGAGCUGUUUGAAAAGACAGCCUGAAAUAUCAGCCUGUUUUGAUGGGAUGAAGUUUUGGCCUGCCUGGUGACAUCACCAGGCGGUAAAUGAGUUUCAUAAAUGAAACACCACAAUGUACAUUUAACCAUUUAUUAGAAAAGAUUACAAUGCAUAGUGUUGGUAUUAGGGCUCUGCUUCCUUCAGGGUAGCUCACUGCCAGAGCGAAGCGUCAUAUGAAGAUGAUAAAAUAACUACAGGCAGUGAGCACGACAUGCUAUAUCAAAUCUCCUGAAGGAAGAAACACAGAACCCACAGGUGGAGGCUGGGGUGGUGGUGGGAUAUCAGAAACAGCAAGCAUAGCGAGUAACAGCUAGUUACAGCAACAACGGCAGCAAGAGACACCAGCGCAUGCGUGCUCGUGCCAUCCAGCAUCGAGGAAGCAUGUGUAGAACUGGUUGACCGAAUGUAAGGAGAGUUUAUUUUUUUAUUUUUUUAUUUCACCUUUAUUUAACCAGGUAAGCCAGUUGAGAACAGGUUCUCAUUUACAACUGCGACCUGGCCAAGAUAAAGCAAAGUAGUGCAAUAAAAACAACACAGAGUUACAUAUGGGGUAAAAAAACAUAAAGUCAAAAAUACAACAGAAAAUACAUAUACAGUGUGUGCAAAUGUAGCAAGUUAUGGAGGUAAGGCAAUAAAUAGGCUAUAGUGCAAAAAUAAUUACAAUAGUAUUAACACUGGAAUGCUAGAUGUGCAAGAGAUUAUGUGCAAAUAGAGAUACUGGGGUGCAAAAGAGCAAAAUAAAUAACAAUAUAGGGAUGAGGUAGUUGGGUGGGCUAAUUUCAGAUGGGCUGUGUACAGGUGCAGUGAUCGGUAAGGUGCUCUGACAACUGAUGCUUAAAGUUAGUGAGGGAGAUAAGAGUCUCCAGCUUCAGAGAUUUUUGCAAUUCGUUCCAGUCAUUGGCAGCAGAGAACUGGAAGGAAUGGCGGCCAAAGGAGGUGUUGGCUUUGGGAAUGACCAGUGAGAUAUACCUGCUGGAGCGCAGACUACAGGUGGGUACUGCUAUGGUGACCAAUGAGCUAAGAUAAGGUGGGGAUUUGCCUAGCAGUGAUUUAUAGAUGGCCUGGAGCCAGUGGGUUUGACGACAAACAUGUAGUGAGGACCAGCCAACAAGAGCGUACAGGUCACAGUGGUGGGUAGUGUAUGGGGCUUUGGAGACAAAACGGAUGGCACUGUGAUAGACUACAUCCAAUUUGCUGAGUAGAGUGUUAUUUUGUAAAUGACAUCGCCGAAGUCAAGGAUCGGUAGGAUAGUCAGUUUUACGAGGGCAUGUUUGGCAGCAUGAGUGAAGGAGGCUUUGUUGCGAAAUAGGAAGCCGAUUCUAGAUUUAACUUUGGAUUGGAGAUUCUUUAUGUGAGUCUGGAAGGAGAGUUUACAGUCUAACCAGACACCUAGGUAUUUGUAGUUGUCCACAUACUCUAGGUCAGACCCGUCAAGAGUGGUGAUUCUAGUCGGGUGGGCGGGUGCCAGCAGCGUUCGAUUGAAAAGCAUGCAUUUAGUUUUACUAGUGUUUAAGAGCAGUUGGAGGCUACUGAAGGAGUGUUGUAUGGCAUUGAAGCUCAUUUGGAGGUUUGUUAACACAGUGUCCAAUGAAGGGCCAGAUGUAUACAAAAUGGUGUCGUCUGCGUAGAGGUGGAUCUGAGAGUCACCAGCAGCAAGAGCGACAUCAUUGAUAUACACGGAGAAAAGUGUCGGCCCAAGAAUUGAACCCUGUGGCACCCCCAUAGAGACUGCCAUAGGUCCAGACAACAGUGUGCCAUAGGUCCAUAGGUCCAGACAACAGUGUGAAUCCAAUUGGUGCAAUAUCCGCUGAUGCGAUCAGCUGAUGCCACCACCCUCGGGUUUCCCUUCUGAACCGGCUCCGCUUAAUUAAUAGACCAAUAAGAAAGAGAGUUCCAAACCUCUCUGCCAAUAACAGCUAGUUUUCCGUUUUCCACUCCCCACUCAAGCCACUCCCAGACAGUCCUAGCAAAAUUCUUGCUUGAGAAAUUGCUCUUUCCUAAGAAGCUAUUUUUGUUUCUUUUUGACCAUUUGAAUUGAAAGAAAUCACAGUAAGGUACACCAGGUGCCCAGUAGGCUGCUACAUUUCCCUGUCCGGUGUUUUAUGGUGCUUCUAUCAUCCGUCCCGCAUACACACGAAAAAAAGAAAGAGAAGAAUUUGAACAAAGACGUAUCAUUUCCUUGACUGAGUCAGCUGCUAGAUGUGCAACUCCAGUUGAGAACACCACGUUUUCCUGACAUUUACUGCUCAUCUGUCUUUCAUUGUGGCGUUGUACCACAGUUAAACCCAGACAUGCCUAGAAAAUAAAAUUCAAAAAUGAAAAGGCACCAUAACUCACGUUUGAGUGUCUCUUAGAUGUCUGUGUAAUGUUGUGUGGAGCUGCAGCAACAGACAUAGGAUGGAAGUAGUGUUGCCAUAUUGUGAACAGACCAGGCCAGAAGGAUGGAAAGUAGUGUUGCCAUAUUGUGAACAGACCAGGCCAGAAGUGCCUCAGUGUAUAGUCCUAGUGAACUCCCUACCUCCUAUCCCAUAUAAUCUUAAUGACCCACCCGUAAGUAGAGGUCUUUUAACUGUCGGCUUUAUGAGAAUUUAAAAAAGGUUUGAUUGUUUUUAUAGAGUAUGUAGAGUCCGUGUCGAUGGGGGGAGGGGCAGAAAUGUUGUAUUGCUUCUUGGAAUCACCAUGUAUCUUGCUACUAUCCUUCCCUCAAUCGUUCUCCACUAUUCAAUUUUCUUUGUGUUUAACCCUUGCAUGCUUCUUUCCAUCCUUACAUAUUGUACCAGACUGUCCCUAUCCUCUCUCUCUCCUCACUAUUUUCCUUCUGCAGCCAAACAGCUGUAUUGUAUAUAUCUAGAGCGCCCGUUAGUGCUGGAAGGUAAGACUUAGCCACAAGUCUUAUAAUCUUAUAGGUAAGACUUAGCCUCCAGGUUAAUACUAGUCUUAUAGGUAAGACUUAGCCUCCAGGUUAAUACUAGAGUCUGUUUGAUUGAGUGUGUGGACAGGUGUCUUUUAUACAGGUAACGAGUUCAAACAGGUGCAGUUAAUACAGGUAAUGAGUGGAGAACAGGAGGGCUUCUUAAAGAAAAACUAACAGGUCUGUGAGAGCCGGAAUUCUUACUGGUUGGUAGGUGAUCAAAUACUUAUGUCAUGCAAUACAAUGCAAAUUAAUUACUUUAAAAUCAUACAAUGUGAUUUUUUAGAUUCCGUCUCUCAGAGUUGAAGUGUACCUAUGAUAAAAAUUACAGACCUCUACAUGCUUUGUAAGUAGGAAAACCUGCAAAAUCGGCAGUGUAUCAAAUACUUGUUCUCCCCACUGUAGGUAAGACUUAGCCUCCAGGUUAAUUCUAGUCUUAUAGUCUUAUAGGUAAGACUUAGCCUCCAGGUUAAUACUAGUCUUAUAGUAUUAUAGGUAAGACUUAGCCUCCAGGUUAAUAAUAGCCUUAUAGUUUUAUAGGUAAGACUUAGCCUCCAGGUUAAUAUUAGCCUUAUAGUUUUAUAGGUAAGACUUAGCCAGCUUAAUACUAGUCUUAUAGGUAAGACUUAGCCUCCAGGUUAAUACUAGUCUUAUAGUCUUAUAGGUAAGACUUAGCCUCCAGGUUAAUACUAGUCUUAUAGGUAAGACUUAGCCUCCAGGUUAAUACUAGUCUUAUAGGUAAGACUUAGCCUCCAGGUUAAUACUAGUCUUAUAGUCUUAUAGGUAAGACUUAGCCUCCAGGUUAAUACUAGUCUUAUAGUCUUAUAGGUAAGACUUAGCCUCCAGGUUAAUACUAGUCUUAUAGUAUUAUAGGUAAGACAGCCUCCAGGUUAAUACUAGUCUUAUAGUCUUAUAGGUAAGACUUAGCCUCCAGGUUAAUACUAGUCUUAUAGUAUUAUAGGUAAGACUUAGCCUCCAGGUUAAUACUAGUCUUAUAGUAUUAUAGGUAAGACUUAGCCUCCAGGUUAAUACUAGUCUUAUAGUAUUAUAGGUAAGACUUAGCCUCCAGUUAAUACUAGUCUUAUAGUCUUAUAGGUAAGACUUAGCCUCCAGGUUAAUACUAGUCUUAUAGUCUUAUAGGUAAGACUUAGCCUCCAGGUUAAUACUAGUCUUAUAGUCUUAUAGGUAAGACUUAGCCUCCAGGUUAAUACUAGUCUUAUAGUCUUAUAGGUAAGACUUAGCCUCCAGGUUAAUACUAGUCUUAUAGUAUUAUAGGUAAGACUUAGCCUCCAGGUUAAUACUAGUCUUAUAGUCUUAUAGGUAAGACUUAGCCUCCAGGUUAAUACUAGUCUUAUAGUAUUAUAGGUAAGACUUAGCCUCCAGGUUAAUACUAGUCUUAUAGUUCUAUAGGUAGCCUUCUAUGUCUCUGCUAUCUUAGGGCAUCUAUUUAGAGACUGUACACGCAGGGGGGGAAUUGAGGGGAAUUCGGUUCCCUUUAGUGAAACAAAUUUCUACAUAAAACUCAUUUCUACAUUUCUACAUUUCUAAAUGUUUUUUUAGCUGAAUUCCUAGUGAUUUGACAGUGGUGACCUGGAUACGCUGUAGAUUUAAAUGAUGUGUCAGUGCUCUCCGGCUGUAUCAAACACACCAUGACACAGCAGUGACCCCUGCUGCUGCAUGCUGAGCACGUCUUGGAAUGCAACGCUGCUCGCUUCACUCUCUCAUUCAACAGAGCCAUUAAGAAGCACCUUAGAAAGCAGCAGGGCUGUUGAGGGUCAGCUCUGCUCUUGAGUACAGUCAUUUCCUCCCUUAAAUUGAAUCCCACUCAAGUCCCGCUGCUCGUGGCUGUGUGCUUGGCUUGGGUGUCUGUCGACUGCCUUUCAUGACCUCCACAGGCAGAGGAAGUGUCCCAAAGCGUACCCUAUCCCAUAUAUAGUACAAAACCUUUGACCAGAGCCCAUAGGGCACUAUAUUGGGAAUAGGGUGCCAUUUUGGGCCGCACGCAGAGAGUGGAAUAAGCCUGAUACCUCCUGGCUGCUGACGCCAGCUGCCCAGAGAGAGUGGAAUAAGCCUGAUGCCUCCUGGCUGCUGACGCCAGCUGCCCAGAGAGAGUGGAAUAAGCCUGAUGCCUCCUGGCUGCUGACGCCAGCUGCCCAGAGAGAGUGGAAUAAGCCUGAUGCCUCCUGGCUGCUGACGCCAGCUGCCCAGAGAGAGUGGAAUAAGCCUGAUGCCUCCUGGCUGCUGACGCCAGCUGCCCAGAGAGAGUGGAAUAAGCCUGAUGCCUCCUGGCUGCUGACGCCAGCUGCCCAGAGAGAGUGGAAUACGCCUGAUUCCUCCUGGCUGCUGACGCCAGCUGCCCAGAGAGAGUGGAAUACGCCUGAUUCCUCCUGGCUGCUGACGCCAGCUGCCCAGAGAGAGUGGAAUACGCCUGAUUCCUCCUGGCUGCUGACGCCAGCUGCCCAGAGAGAGUGGAAUAUGCCUGAUUCCUCCUGGCUGCUGACGCCAGCUGCCCAGAGAGAGUGCUAGCAAGGCUGUCCUCAUAGAGCAGUGUGAGAUGUGUGGGGAUAAAGCGAUAGAAAACUAUACUGUCAGUGUAUACCCAUGAUGAUAAUAGAUGUCAUGGUCAUACACAGGACUACAGUCAGCCUUGGUUUAGUCAACACUGUACAACCACAGCUUUUUAACACACAGUGGGAAAGGAACGUGUCUGGUAUUUUCUGACACUAUACUUUGAGUUAGUGAAUGUCACUCAGUGACCGAAUCAAAGCCAAGAGUUGAGCCGUGAAACUUACAGCAGCAGAGCACCUGUUUGACCAAAGACCAUGAAUCUCUACAAUCCCGGCAUAGUGGGAAAAUGUAGGGCUGAGUCCCAAACACCACCCUAUUCCCUUUAUAGUGUACUACUUUUGACAAGGGCCCAAGUGGCUCUGGUCAAAAGUAGUGCACUAUAUAGGGAAUAGGGUGGUGUUUGGGACACACAUCCUUAGUGUUGGGAAUGAUAGCAGUGAAUAACAAUGUUUCCUCCUCCUGUUGUUUCCAGCCGACACAUAGGCCACGUCAUGGCGCUCCCUGGCAGGUCCCAGGGUGUAGCCAGCUCCAGCGUCAGCGCCCCCACCACCCCUGUACACCGCUCCCAGGGUGUUGCCAGCGCCCCCACCACCCCUGUACACCGCUCCCAGGGUGUUGCCAGCGCCCCCACCACCCCUGUACACCGCUCCCAGGGUGUUGCCAGCGCCCCCACCACCCCUGUACACCGCUCCCAGGGUGUUGCCAGCGCCCCCACCACCCCUGUACACCGCACCUUCGCCACCUCAGGGGCCCCACAACUGGACUCCAAGCCUGACAGGUCAGCACUCAAUCAAUCAAUCAAUCAAUUAAAUAAGCCAUCUCUGUGUAUGGGUCUGUUUCAGACCUGGGUUGAAAUAUUAUUUGUUUUCUUUCCAGUACUUUAGGUGCGCUUGUUUUAUGGAAUAGUAAUACGGCUUUAAUAAUAAUGGUCUUCCUCUGUUGGGUUACCCAGACCUUCUCUGGGGAGCUUGUUGUCCUCCUCUUACAGACAACACCAGGAGUCUCUGACUGCAGAGAGAGAGAGGAGGAGACAAGAGAGGGAGGAACGACUGCAGAAGAUCGAGAGGGAGGAGAGGAAACGCUUCAAGUGAGUCCCAACCUGCAUCAAAUCACACUACUCAUAGAUGGAAUUGUCCUUUUGACAUUCACAUUGCAGUCCAGUUCAUUUAAAGUCCCAAACCAAUUCACCAGAUUAAACACGGCUUUAUAAACUUCUCUGUAAUGUUAACGUCUGGAGUGAUUUAGUUUUGUCUGGGAUGAAUAAGAGUCUGAGCCUUGUUCCACAAUAUAUCAGACGGGUUGGAGAUGUUUAGAGACUGGACAUACUUGUCUGUCUGUCUGUUUAUUAUGGUCAUCAGUCAGGGAUAUACUGUGGAUCUAAGGAGGAGAUACAUGGUCUGCGUCCCAAAUGGCACCCUAUUGGGCCCAUAGGUCUCUGGUCAAAAGUAGGGCACUUAUUAGGGGAUAGGGUGCCAUUUGGGGUGCAGCCAUGGUUCGGCAGAAAACAAAUGCCUGCUGGCCUGCCUUUUACUUGUUUUCUAUGGCCAUAUAAAGUCCUGGAUGUCAGACGGACCGCUGGAAAGCUCCUCUGGUCUGUGUGUCUCCUCUGUCAUGUCGGACUGUUUCUCUCCCACAGUAUUUACAACUAUUCACACUGUCUCAUUGGUUAACUAAGGAUGUCUUUUAAAAAGGUACUAUAGAAUGUGAAUGAAAACAAAUAUGAGUUGAUAUGCACAAUAAGAUAUAGCUCUCACAUUAUUUUCACAUACUGUCGCUCUCUCUCUCUCUCUCUCUCUCUCUCGCUCUCUCUCACUCUCUCUCUCUCUCUCUCUCUCACUCACUUACUUGGAACAUUAUCAGUCGGGAUUACAUGGACAAGAGGGAAGAGACAAGACAGGCCAGAGAAGAGAGGUAUGUUGUCUACUUUCAUUUCUAAUAUGCAAAUAGACACAGUGCUGUCUAGCAAUGUAGAUUCUAGAAUGAUUCAGAUAGACACUGUGCUCUAUAUCAAUGUAGAUUCUAGAAUCCUUCAGAUAGACACAGUGCUCUAUAAGAAUGUAGAUUCUAGAAUCAUUCAGAUAGACACAGUGCUCUAUAUCAUGUACAAUAGGUUCUAGAAUCAUUCAGAUAUAAACAGUGCUCUAUAUAAAUCUAGAUUCUAGAAUCAUUCAAAUAGACACAGUGCUCUAUAUCAAUGUAGAUUCUAGAAUCAUUCAGAUAGACAUAGUGCUCUAUAUACAUCUCGAUUUAGAAUCAUUCAGAUAGACACCGUGCUCUAUAUCAAUGUAGAUUCUAGAAUCAUUGACACAGUGCUCUAUAUAAAUCUAAAUUCUAGAAUCAUUCAGAUAGACACAGUGAUCUAUAUCAAUGUAGAUUCUAGAAUCAUUCAGACACAGUGCUCUAUAUACAUCUAUAUUCUAGAAUCAUUCAGAUAGACACAGUGCUCUAUAUCAAUGCAGAUUCUAGAAUCAUUCAGAUGUAAUAAAUACAUCAUAAUGACCCUGACAUGAGGUAGUAAUAUGCCUUGAAACCUUUUUGAGGAGAACUCUUAGCAGAUGUAGAACAAGUCAGGCUCAGCCUCUGGGCUGAAAUAUAGGUGUCAGGCCCCCUCUAGGCCUGCUGCUGUGCAUUAAGACAUCUACAACUGAAUGGGACGAGGUGUGGAAUUGGCUUUAAGUCCUGGAUACGGUCCAGAUAAUGUAGGCUAUGCAUGUGUAAUGUACCACCUUCCAGACAUAUGUAUGUUCAGUGUUAUUUAAAACAGGAAUCCGAGGUUAUGUUUGCUGCCUUUUUAAAAUGUAUGUUCAGUAAAUUGAUAAGAUUUUCAGUCACCUAACCUCUGACUGAAUGGAGAGUGAUGUAUAAAUCAAGAUUAAACACUAUUAUAAGACCCAUCUGUGGAGAAGUCGCUGUAGUAUACUGUAGGUGUCUUCUAAGAUUUAUGUGUCAAUUAAGCACCUGGAGACAUCCGAGAAGCAUCACAGAGUCCCAGACAUUUGGCCACUGUUUCAGAAAAGGAAGUGUGAGGGAACUGACUACAGUAUAUUACUGGUGGGGGGUGGCAGUAGCCUCGAGGUUAGAGAAGCGGGAAUCUUCUUCUACCCCCAUGAGAUAGAGAUUAUAUUACAGUAGACCUGCACAGGUGGAGUAACAUCCUUUCUGAAGAAUAUUCUGUGACUCCCUCUUCCAGAUAUAAGUGCGUUGAGAGGCUCGCAGCAGAGGAGCAUGAGAAAGAGAGAGAGCGCACGAGAGCGCCACCUAGGGGUCGCACAGAGAUCACCCUGAGCCUGAGCCCCACCCCCUCCAGUCACUCCGCCUCCCCCCGCUGUGUCACGCCCUCCUCCAUCGCCUCUCCGGAAGAGACUGGCACCACUCCAUCCCAGACAUCCCAGACGCAGGGUAAAUAACCUUUUCCAAACGUUUAACCAACAUUACAGCUCCCAUCCCAGACGCAGGGUAAAUAACCUUUUCCAAACGUUUAACCAACAUUACAGCUCCCAUUCCAGACGCAGGGUAAAUAACCUUUUCCAAACGUUUAACCAACAUUACAGCUCCCAUCCCAGACGCAGGGUAACAUAAUGUUCUACAGACAUUUAACAAUCAUUACCGGUCCAAUAAGUUGUAUGUAUUUGUUGUUUAUUCUUUAUCCGGAUGAGUCCCUGGCCAAGAGGUAGCAGCUUAAGCAACCAUAGUACAGCACAGUAUAAAACAAUACAAAACGGGACAAAACAACACAACCGGAAUAAAAUGGAACGACUAGUAAAGUGAUUUCAAACAGGAUGGGAGCAUGGACAGAGUGUAUGGUUGGCAACAUGCAGUCGGCUGGCAGAGAGCUCCUGUCCACCUGUCAUGCUUCCUGGGGUCUGAAUUAACACAUGGGGGGUGAUUCACUCACACUUUGGAAUUAGAAUCAGAUGGACUAAUAAUGGCUGCAUGGUGCCUGUUGGGGGGAAAAAUCAGCAGGACUUGAUAAGAAAGGGAUUUAAUUGUUGUUUUUCUGUGUGCUUCAGAAUGAGGUGUCUGUAAGUGUAUGUUGCUAAAUCCCAAAUACGUUUUGGGAUGGGAUGGACAUUACUUUAGCUGCCUGUGGGGAAAUGGUUUGAAUGAUGGUUUGAAGCAGAGUGAGAGGCUAGCUUUUCGGUCCCAGGCAUACCCCAGUGAUUUGUAUGUGACUGUAGUGUGGUUUUGGCUGUGGUAGCGCUAGCCGCUAGGGUGUGGACCUCUUAAUGUGGGGUUCCAUUCACAUCCUACAGUAGGAGCCAGGAAGAGGUGUGGUGGACUGUGGACUGGACUACAGCAUUGACCAUAGAGGGGACAAGCCUUUCAAUACCUCACAGACUCAGUUAUGAUGAUACAUGAAUGAAUAUCAUGAGAACUAGAUGUUGUUAGUCUGGGGUGGUUAUUCUAACCCACCAAAAUGGGAUAAUGGGAUAAAAUGAGGUGUUGAAUCUAAUUUCGAAACACAUUGUCAUCAUAGCUGUUAAUACAUUUCCUGUAACAUUCAAUUAAGUAUGAAAUUACAUGCUUAACGACUUGUGCUCUGGACCGAAAUCUAGACAAUUUAUCAUUUGAAUUAAUGAAAUGUCACAGGGCAAUUUCAUGGUAUUUACAUUAUAAAAAUAUCAUUUAAAAAUGAUAUCAGAUGAUAUUAAAAUGGCACACAAUCUAAACCCCUACAGUAGUGUUCUGUUUUGUUUGGUCCUGUUUUCUCUACCAGGAAGUGAAGUAGACGUAGAGCCAAGCCGUGACCUUCAGACCAGAACUACAAGUCCAGUGCCAGAGUUAAUAGUAUCAGGACCUUCUCCAGAACCCACAGAGCCCCCCUCCCAAACUCACUCGGCGCCAGGCGAGGAGCAGACGGAGACAGAGACGCAGAAAGAGAAGCAGGAAGUAGUUGAAGUUGAGCCCAAGCAGGAAGUACUAGAGCUAGUGGAGUCAGCGGUAGAUGAACAGACACAGGGUAAAGAGGAGGAAGAAAGUGAGGAGGAGGAGGAGAAGGGUAAGGAGGAAGAGAGACAGUCAGGGAAUGAGGUGGAGAGAGAGGUAGAAGAGGUAGAGAGAGAAGAGGUAGAAGAGGUAGAAGAGGGGGUAGAGGUAGAGGUAGAAGAGAAGGUAGAAGAGGGGGUAGAGGUGGAGAGAGAAGAGGUUGAGGUGGUAGAGAUAGAGGAGGAGGGAGAGAGGGAGGUGGAGGAGAGACUGGUCCUCCUCAGUGAGAAGGAGAGACAGAACGAGGAAGUGAAUGAGAAGGACAACUGUUCUGCCUCCAGUAUCUCCUCAGCCAGUAGCACUCUGGAGAGAGAGGAGAGGGAGGAGAAAGUCAACAACAACCAUGAACCAGGUACCAGCUGCCCGUUAGCAGAAAAUACAGACUUUAGGACACUUGGCCCUUUAUGACUUAAAAUAUUACUUGUGAUUUGUACCCAUACUGUAAAAUGGGACACUUCCGUAUACUGUACAUCAGUAGGCAAACAUUGAAGUUCAUGUCAUGUCAGAACAUUUCAUUCUACCCAUGCUCUCAUUACAGUUUCUGAUAUAUAGAUCUGCUCUCUAAUCUGUUCUGAAGGCUAGCAAUCCAAUAGUAAUCCAAUAGUAAUCCAAUCCACACUUCCUCCUUGUGUUUGUCCACCUCUAGGCCAGUGCAUUAAGGAGGACGACGUGAACGAGCAGUGCAGCAAGAUCCUCAACAGCAAGCGCUUCAUGCUGGACAUGCUCUAUGCCCAGAACAAAACCACUGGGGGCAAGGACGAAGAGAAGGCAGGAGAGACGGAACAGACGGAGAAAUGCAAAGAGGGGAUGGAGACGUCAUCACUGGAGGGUCAGGACGGGUCGUCGGUGGCCAGCCUGGCAAGUCGUAUCUCUACACUGGAGGCCAGCAGGCAGGCCUGCGAGGAGAACGUCAAGAAGAUAGAGGUCCAACACCUGGACAACCAGGGUAGCGUCAGGGCUGUGGCCGAGAAAUUUGGAGACCUGGUUAAAAGCCUUGUGUCGCCUCAUGAGCUGGAGGCAUUGGAGAAGCAGCAGCAGGGUCAGCUUCAACCUGAUAAAGACAAAGCUCCUCCGGCCCCCUCCUCCUCACCCCUACCUCCUAAGAAGGAGUCAGACUAUAUCUGGGACCAGCUGAUGGCAGCCCCCAGGGAGCUGCGUAUUAAAGAGAUGGACUUCACAGACCUGGCAGACGAGGAUGACCUGGACAUCCUAGACGUGGACAGUGUGCUGAUGGGCUCCAGUGACCUGAUGAUUCCUCCCCCUCCUCCCUGUCUCUCCGCCCUGCCCCCUCCCCCUCCCCCUCCCCUGGGCCUGUUCGGCUGCCCCCCACCCCCUCCUGUCCCUGGCAUGAUGCCCCCUUCCCCACCCUUCAUGCCCCCCGGCCCCGCCCAGCCCUACCCGGGGUCUCCCCAGCUGAGCCGAGGGACAGGGGAGCCCCCUCUGUUCCAGAAGAAGAAGAAGACUAUCCGUCUGUUCUGGAACGAGGUGAGGCCCAUGGACGGCCAGUACAGGAACCACAAGCGUUGUAGAGAGUCACUCUGGUCCAAACUGGAGCCGGUCAAAGUGGACACGUCCAAGCUGGAACACCUGUUUGAAACAAAGUCCAAGGAGCUACCUGUUACCAAGGUAACUUUGUUGACCAUUUUGGUACUGCAUAUUUAUACGUAUAGGAAAUGUAUGUGUUUUGCUCAAUAAAUGAAUUUGUGAAAUUGUCUCUUAAGCAUUUAGGGGCGGUUUCCCGGACACAGAUUAAGACUAAUCCAGGAAACAGCCCCAAGGAUUUUUACAGCUUGUCCUUUUCCUCCAGAGCACAUAGGUUUAGACAUCAGGUGUGAACACCUGGACAACCGGUACCCCCUGUAUAUAGCCUCCUUACUGUUAUUCUAUUGUUGCUCUUUCAUUAUUUGUUAUUCUUCUGUCUUCUUUUUUUUAUUUAUUUUUUUUACUUCAGUUUAUUUUAGUAAAUACUUUCUUAACACUUUUUUUUUUUAACUGCAUUGUUGGUUAAGGGCUUGUAAGUAAGCAUUUAACUGUAAGGUCUACACCUGUUGUAUUCGGCGCAUGUGACAAAUACAAUUUGAUUUUAUUUGAUUUUGAAGCUACUAUCCACACCUUCUGUUCUAUAUACACUCAGCAGAAUAGCACUAACCAUUGCUUCAACGUGUUGGCAAAGUCUGACCUGCAUGUCGUCUGCUAUUGUUUCUCUUCACAAUUCACUAUUUCCUUCUGUGUGUGUGUGUUCCUGUUUUGGUUUUGGCCGUUUAGCCUGUCGAGCUGGAUCCCCAUGUUCAUGCUUCAGGCUUCUUUUCAUCCACAGCAACAAAAGUAGUGCCCUAUAUAGGGAAUAGGGUGCCAUUGGCCCAUAUGGCUCUGCUCAAAAGUAGUGCACUAUAUAGGGAAUAGGGUGCCAUUUGGGACGUAACCCUGCUGUCCUUUGUGACGCUCUGACUAGACCUGCCCCACACUGUCUCCUGCUUCAACCUAUUGAAGAAUGCAGUGCAGGAUUUAAACCAGAUUGUCUUAAAUGUACUGUAGGUCAACCCUGUCGUCCCAACCUGCUAGAAGACAGAAUGAUUGAAUGUGAUGGAUUCCCUCUAAUAUCUUUUCAACCCCAUCAAAGGUGCAGCCUGUAUACAGUUUUCUCUGUCACUUUGAACUCAACUGACUCUGAGAUGGUCCAAAAAUGAAAACAGGAGAGAUGUAUAUAAAUAUAGAUGUAGCUAGAUAUAGAGAGGCCAACCGCACAGGGAGAUCAGAUCUACUGUAAAAGGUCAUAUACAGUAUUAUAGUGUUAAGUUGCGUCAAUUCAAAUCUGGUAUAAGGAACAGAAGAGGUCAAUACACGUCUUCUAAGAUAGACUAGUAUUUUAAUUAAUGCAAACACUGUUCGUAUAUACGGGCCCACUGAAACACCACGCUGGGCAGACAGAGAACUAACUUUUUCAACCCAAGGUUCUUCUUUAAUACUCUGACAGAGAUAGUUCCUGCUCCAGGCUGGGCCUGUCAGAAUAGAGGCUGGGUGUGGUUUAAACUUACCCAACCUAUCGUUGGCGCUCAGGCUGGUCCCAGACCCUUGGCGCUUCACUGUUGCCAGGUGUUAGUUGUUUCUGUUGCAGUACACAUGUCCUUGAGCAGUUUAACAAAGAGGCAGUGUGUGUGUGAAUCACAAGUCUAUCUCAGCCUACCCCCUAACGGUUCCUCACAUUAAUCACAGCUUGUUAUGUUAAACAAUCUAUAUCAGUACAGCACAAACCUAUUAUGUUUAUUCAUUAAUGUAUUCUUUCUAAGCUAGGCAUCACAUCUAGUUGUAAGAGAAUAGAUCCCCACAAUAGUCACACGGUUUUGGUCCCUUGCCCUGAUCCAUUUUGAUUGAGGCACUCUAGUUCUGAACGUUUUAACAUCUGAACUCACCGUCAUUUGUUAAUGGUGUAUUUUUAUGUUCAAAGUUUUAUGGAAUCCUUGGACUGUUUUUAUUUGUAAUAAAUUUGCACACAAAAAACAAAACCUGUUUUCGCUUUGUCAUUAUGGGGUAUUGUGUGUAGAUUGAUGAGGACAAAAUUUAAUUUGAUCCAUUUGAGAAUAAGGCUGUAACGUAAUAAAAUGUGGAAAAAGUGAAGGGGUCUGAAUACUUUUCCGAAUGCGCUGUAUAGUAUAAGACUAGUACUUUAUUGGUAUUCAUAUAAUGUCCUGUUUCUGUGUAUCUCUACUCAGAAAACAGCAGUGGAUGGGAAACGACAAGAGAUUAUUGUCCUGGACUCCAAACGGAGCAAUGCCAUCAACAUCGGGCUGACCGUCCUCCCCCCUCCCCGCACCAUCAAGACAGCCAUCCUCAACUUUGACGAGUACGCUUUGAACAAGGAGGGGAUCGAGGUAAGCUGCAUGUGAGAUGGUAUAUUGAAAUUAUUGGGCUAUUAUGAUUAUAUAUCCUAGUCGUUAUCGAUGUGUAUCUAGCAAAGUCACUGUCACCAUUAGCUCUUGAGUGUAAAUCUGUGAUGUCUAGUAAUCUCAAUGAAAGCAUGUUGGAAAAACAUAGCUCUGUGUAUUUUAUUUUAUUUUAUUUAACCUUUAUUUAACUAGGCAAGUCAGUUAAGAACAAAUUCUUAUUUACAAUGACGGCCUACCAAAUGGCAAAAGGCCUCCUGCGGGGAUGGGGGCUGGGAUUUAAAAAAUGAAUAUAUAUAAAUUUAGGACCACACACACAUCACAACAAGAGAGACAACACAACACAACACAACACUACAUAAAGAGAGACCUAAGACAACAACAUAGCAUGGCAGCAACACACGACAACACAGCAAGGUAGCAACCCAACAUGAAAACAACAUGGUAGCAACACAACAACAUGGUAGCAACACAUAUCUGUACAGUCAAUACUGAAGACACUGUCUAUUGCUGACCUGCCAAACAAACAAGUCAUUUACUUCAACUGCGUCCAAAAUAAACUUGGUUUCACUUCAAACCUGCACUAAAAAUACGUACGUUUCCAAUGUAUUUUCACAACUGACUUUUCACUCCAGAAAAUUUAAGUUUCAAUGAGUUGGGAUUGGCUGUGGUCGGUGUGGACAUGUCAAGUGGUUUCUCAGCUGGAUGCCUGGAAUCUUAGCUUAUCUCAUAUAAUUAGUCAUUGGUACGUACCAUUAAAAGUUAGCUACACAUGCAUAUUUUAAGAUCGUUUUUGAACCAUAAUAUAGACCUUUGGAGGACUUCAGAUGGUGUAAAUAAUGAUUAAUAUUGCAUCUCCUCGGUCUUAUAUAAUCUGCGGUACUUUUUCAUCCUUUUCCAUGGGAACAUUCUUAUGUAGAGGAGAGGAGCACUGCAAUGUACUGCUCCACCUUCUACGUCUAUUUCUCACAGACAGACAGCAGCAGGAAGGUAGAACGUUCAGAUGUCUCACAAGGUUGGAGGCCAAGGCAGGAAUGAUUGUUUUUCCAAUAGCAAAUAUGUUCGUUGAUAAUAAAAAAGAACUGGAAAAUUAGAAACAUUCCACCUCUCAUCUCUAUCUCCAGCUCCCCCUUUCCUCUCCUCCUUCAACUCUGGUCCAGCCUCUCCAACCUAAUGUGUGUGUGUGUGUGUGUGUGUGUGUGUGUGUGUGUGUGUGUGUGUGGUGUGUGUGUGUGUGUGUGUGUGUGUGUGUGUGUGUGUGUGUGUCUAAGGGAUUGGUACAGCAGCAGACACAUUUAUGUCUCGUAUGGAUUCAUUAAGUCUUCUUCUUGUCCCCCUUUCCUAGAAAAUCCUGACGAUGAUCCCAACGGAGGAGGAGAAGCAGAAGAUCCAGGAUGCUCAGCUGGUGAACCCUGAAGUCCCCCUGGGGUCAGCAGAACAGUUCCUCCUCACCCUGUCCUCCAUCACGGAGCUGUCCGCCCGGCUGCAGCUCUGGGCUUUCAAGAUGGACUACGAGGUCAUGGAGAAGGUCAGAGCACCGCCACCUUUCUGUCAUUACCUCACCAACUCCUAUAGGUGGAGUCAUGCACUACCUGACACUUCCUACAUGUGCAUCAUCAUAAUCGUCUGAUUGUGCAAUACAAGAGAGAAUUGUUGGAGAUGGAUAUGGGUUGGCUUGUCGUAGCAAGGUGUCGUAGUUAAGGAAAUAGAUGUUGUUUUCCAUAUAGCACCUGACUCCUCUAUGGUUGUAACUGAAUGUCCGUGGUUCUUGAACAUAAGGGUUCAACAAAGAACAAAAUGAAUUACUCCUGGAAAUUGUUUAUAGUUGCAGUCUUAAAGUAAUAAUCUAGUGACAGAUGGUUACCAUCUGUCCAGCACACACACAAUAUUUGGUUCUGGGUGCAGAGAUUAGUCUUACAUUAACUAGAGAAAUACUCAGAAACAAAUCACUUUAACAUUCAACCUUCAAACAAAUCUCUCUGACAUUUAACCAUCAUAAAGUAUUCUCAGCUGGUUCCUGUAAUGACUAGUUUCAGUUUAAAAGGCCAUAUUUGAUGUGUGUGCCAUCUCUCUCUCUCUCUCUCUCCUCUCUCUCUCUCUCUCUCUCUCUCUCUCUCCCUCUCUCAUCUCUCUGCCUCUCUCAUCUCCCUCUCUCUCGCUCCCUCGCUCUCUCUCGCCCUCUCUGUCUUACAGGAAGUGGCAGAGCCGCUGCAGGACCUUAAGGAAGGGAUGGACCAACUGGAGAAGAACAAGACGCUGCAUUACAUCCUGUCCACUCUGCUGGCUAUAGGCAACUUCCUCAACGGAUCCAACGUGAGUAACAUUACACAAGUCUGGCCUGGGGCUGGAGGAGGAGAAGAGAUGAGUUCUCUCUCUCCCUCUCCCUCUCUCUCUCUCUCUCUCUCUCCCUCUCUCCUCUCUCUCCCUCUCUCCCUCUCUCUCUCUCUCUCUCUCUCUCUCUCUCUCUCUCUCUCUCUCCCUCUCUCCCUCUCCUCUCUCUCUUUCUCUCUCUCUCUCCCUCGCUCUCUUUCUCUCCCUCUAUCUCUCUCCCUCCUUCUCUCCCUCCUUCCCUCUGUGCCCCCCAGCUAAGCACUGCCAUAUUGACUUGGCAAGGACAACAGUGGGCUCUCUGUUUGUAGAGGAAUGUGCUGUAUGCUGUCUGUCUGUCCGUCUGUCUGUCUGUCUGUGCACCAGACACUAGCUAGCCCAAUACAGCAGUGUAGCUGGAAAGGGAAGGCCUCUGCUAAGCACUGCACCCAACCUGGCGCUGUCUCUCUAUUGGAAUGAGAGAGAGGGAGGGAGAGAGAGAAGAGAGAGGGAGAGGGAGAGAGAGAAUGUGUGAGUGUGGUUGCGUGCGGCAUGCAUGCCAUGUGUGUGUGUCUCAAAGGUUUAGGAUAUGAGAGCCAAACAUGCAAGUCAGAAACAUGAGGCAUCAAGCAAGUAGUUCAGCUAAAUAAUGCCUGUGUUUAUAUUUGAUGGUAAACCAUUUAAAAUGGGGAACAAAGCAAACCCAGUUAGGAUGAUGUCUUUCAGGAUAUGUUGUUUUUUCCUUUUUAGGUAGCUCUGCUCUUGCUAACUAACAAUUGGUAGGUAGGUCUGCAGUUGAUUGUGGUUUGUGAUAAUCACCGACUAAUGAAGCUGAAUCACUGGUCGACCACACUAUAGAAACCCUUUCUCUUUGUACAAGAUCUCGCUAUCCAACAUAAAAAUACCAAUGUUCUGUAAUCUCGUUGUGGUGCAUAUCUGUGACCCAAAGUGGAAAUUUACUGCAAGUUGGGCCUCAUUUAGGGAGUCUGAUGUUAAUAGCGUAGAGUUGUAUCCAUUGUAGUUACAUGAUGGGUGUGUUUCUUUUGUUUGUGUGUGUGCGUGUGUGUGUGUGUGCGUGUGUGUGUUUGUGUUUAUGUAUCCAGGCGAAGGGCUUUGAGCUGGGUUACCUGGAGAAGGUUCCGGAGGUAAAGGACACGGUUCAUAAACAGUCUCUACUGCACCAUGCCUGUUCCAUCGUGGUGGAGAAGUUUCCAGACAGCUCAGACCUCUACUCAGAGAUAGGAGCCGUCACGCGCUCGGCUAAGGUACGCCUGGGAUUGCCUUGGUAUAAAGGACUAAAUUAUGUUUAUCCUUGUAAACCAUUUCUUGCUAUCAAGCAAAACCUAGAGAUUCAAUCCGAACGCCCCGUUUCGACUAUGCACCUUUUGCAAUGUUUCCGUAGAGACCACAUUCACGGUAAACGCUGCAUAUGUCGGCUCAAUCGGAAAUUACCUUUAAAUUUAAGUUGUGUUAUCUAUAACUCGGAUGUUCUGCAGUCCGGAUUGAACCUGUCAUACAUCAUUGAGUUUAUGUCCAUGUAGGCAGCUUUAGGUGUUACUCAUUAAUAAUGACGGUUGCUUGUAUCAAAUCCAAAAUGCCAUCUCCUGCCGUUGUGCAGCUUGAGAAAGGCACUUAGCCUAACCCCUAAACUAAUCCAGGGACAAUAAAGUAAUCUUCUUCUCUGUCAUGUUUGUUCUCAGGUGGACUUCGACCAGCUCCAAGACAACCUGAACCAGAUGGAGCGACGCUGCAAAGCAUCGUGGGACCACCUCAAGGUCAUCGCCAAGCACGAGAUGAAGCCUGCGCUCAAACAGAAGAUGUCCGACUUCCUAAAGGACUGUGCAGAGAGAAUCAUCAUCCUGAAGAUCGUCCAUCGGAGAAUUAUCAACCGGUAUGAUUAUAGUGAAGGUUCUUCUGAUGCAUUCUUUUACCUAGUUGAAAUAUCAUCCAACGUAGCUUCGACCCCAUUUGUUUCUCCAGAGAGAGACCAUCCAACGUUGCUUCGACCCCAUCUGUUUCUCCAGAGAGAGAUAACGGUGCAAUAUCUGACAGCGUAAACUCCAAUGUAAUGUCAUCAUGUUUUUUUUUCUCUCUCUCUCUCUACGUCUUGCAGGUUCCAUGCCUUCCUGUUGUUCCUGGGCCAUCCAGCCUACGCUGUGCGGGAGGUCAGCAUCCACCGCUUCAGUAAGAUCCUCAGUGAGUUUGCCCUGGAGUACCGGACCACGCGGGAACGCGUCCUGCAGCAGAAACAGAAGAGGGCCAACCACAGAGAGAGGAACAAGACCAGAGGAAAGAUGAUCACAGAUGUGAGUGUUGUUCACCUAACAGGCCUGGUCAUGGGAAGUGGGCCAAAUGGCACCCUACUCCCUAAAUAGUGCACUACUUUUGACCAGGGCUCUGCUAAAAAAUGAUGCACUAUAAAGGGAAUAGGGUGCCAUUAAGGACGCAGACCUUGUAUAUUUAAACGCUUUUAGUCCCUUGUCUCUUUGUCCUUUGUCCUUGUUCUCCUGUCUUCUCCUGUCUUCUCCCGUGUUCUCCUAUCUUCUCCUGUGUCCUCCUGCGUUCGCCUAUCUUUUCCUGUGUUCUCCUGUGUUCUCCUAUCUUCUCCUGUGUUCUCCUAUCUUCUCCUGAAUUCUCCUGCGUUCUCCUGUCUUCUCCUGUCUUCUCCUGUCUUCCCCUGCGUUCUCUUCAACUAAGACUCUCUCAAUGUCUUUCUUCAACUUCCUCAUUCUCAUCCUGAGGUUUUCAUACCUGCUCACUCUCCAAACCCGUGGCCACAGGUCACCCCAGACAAUGCAUUAAUUUCCAAUGACGUCAGCAUAGUUUCAUACAUCCAAUACAGUGAUUGGUUACUGUAACAAUAAUCAGUGAUCUAUUUCCAAUGUAUCCUCUUGUAAAACAGCAGGACUGAUCCCCUCCUCGCAUUCCUACUCCUCUUCCUUAUACCCAUCCUCCUACCCCUCCUGCUCCUCUUCCCUCUCCACCUCCUCCUCCUCCUCCUCCUCCUCCUUCUGCUCCCCCUCCUCCCUGUGUGAUGAUUAAACUCCCUCCAGCCCAGAGGGGCCUGCAGCCGGCUGUAGGAGGGAGAUGGAGCAGCACUCCAGGGCCUGUUGUCCUUGGUGGGGUUCCCCUCCAGUUCAAGAGCACCCUAAUUCAAUCACUGUGUGAAAAAUUCAAACCUUUGGAAGUCCCUGCAGCAGAAAUAUCUAGCCCACAGCGUGAUCACGCUGGUCUUACAGGGAGGAGCGGAGCACAGUUGUGUGGUCGUCAUACCCGUUGGUGAAUUUGUGGACCAUAAAAAGUAUUAAAAAGACUAAACAUGUUUUAAUAGCCGACAGCAGGUUUUAGAUAACCUCCUCACACAUCAAAGACAUUUACACAAUAGAACAUUCCUCAUUUUAUUUUCAUAUUUCUGCUCAUUCUGUUUGACUAUGACGCCUCCAGCACAUGCCUAAUAUUCACAUUUUAGUCAUUUAGCAGACGCUCUUAUCCAGAGUGACUUACAGUUAGUGAGUGCAUACAUUUUCAUACUGGCCCCACCGUGGGAAACAAACCCACAACCCUGGCGUUGCAAGUGCCAUGCUCUACCAACUGAGCUACAGGGGACCAUUAACAUCUCCUUGUAUGUGUCUUCCUCUUCAUUUCAUCUUCAUCCUGUUCCUCUGUAGAGUGAGGAUGAAGAGGACGGUGAGGUAUGGGUGUGUGUGUGUGUGUGAAAGUGCGAACAGGUGCAUGUGUGUGUGUACUGCCAAAUCUUUGAGUUGUUAUUGAGUCCUACUAGAAUGUAACUCUACUAACGGGCAACAUAAAAAUACAAAAACAUCUACUAGAUUUAGUAUUUACAGUCUUUACGGUAUUUACUGAAUACUAGAGGUGCUCCCAAAUGGCACUCUAUUCUACUGCACUGUUGGAGCUAGGAACACAAGUAUUUAGCUAGGUAUUACUGCACUGUUGGAGCUAGGAACACAAGUAUUUAGCUAGGUAUUACUGCACUGUUGGAGCUAGGAACACAAGCAUUUAGCUAGGUAUUACUGCACUGUUGGAGCUAGGAACACAAGCAUUUAGCUAGGUAUUACUGCACUGUUGGAGCUAGGAACACAAGUAUUUAGCUAGGUAUUACUGCACUGUUGGAGCUAGGAACACAAGCAUAUUACUGCACUGUUGGAGCUAGGAACACAAGCAUUUAGCUAGGUAUUACUGCACUGUUGGAGCUAGGAACACAAGCAUUUAGCUAGGUAUUACUGCACUGUUGGAGCUAGGAACACAAGCAUUUAGCUAGGUAUUACUGCACUGUUGGAGCUAGGAACACAAGCAUUUAGCUAGGUAUUACUGCACUGUUGGAGCUAGGAACACAAGCAUUUAGCUAGGUAUUACUGCACUGUUGGAGCUAGGAACACAAGCAUUUAGCUAGGUAUUACUGCACUGUUGGAGCUAGGAACACAAGCAUUUAGCUAGGUAUUACUGCACUGUUGGAGCUAGGAACACAAGCAUUUAGCUAGGUAUUACUGCACUGUUGGAGCUAGGAACACAAGCAUUUAGCUAGGUAUUACUGCACUGUUGGAGCUAGGAACACAAGCAUUUAGCUAGGUAUUACUGCACUGUUGGAGCUAGGAACACAAGCAUUUAGCUAGGUAUUACUGCACUGUUGGAGCUAGGAACACAAGCAUUUAGCUAGUUAUUACUGCACUGUUGGAGCUAGGAACACAAGCAUUUAGCUAGUUAUUACUGCACUGUUGGAGCUAGGAACACAAGUAUUUAGCUAGGUAUUACUGCACUGUUGGAGCUAGGAACACAAGCAUUUAGCUAGUUAUUACUGCACUGUUGGAGCUAGGAACACAAGCAUUUAGCUAGGUUAUUACUGCACUGUUGGAGCUAGGAACACAAGCAUUUAGCUAGGUAUUACUGCACUGUUGGAGCUAGGAACACAAGUAUUUAGCUAGGUAUUACUGCACUGUUGGAGCUAGGAACACAAGCAUUUAGCUAGGUAUUACUGCACUGUUGGAGCUAGGAACACAAGCAUUUAGCUAGGUAUUACUGCACUGUUGGAGCUAGGAACACAAGCAUUUAGCUAGGUAUUACUGCACUGUUGGAGCUAGGAACACAAGCAUUUAGCUAGGUAUUACUGCACUGUUGGAGCUAGGAACACAAGCAUUUAGCUAGGUAUUACUGCACUGUUGGAGCUAGGAACACAAGCAUUUAGCUAGGUAUUACUGCACUGUUGGAGCUAGGAACACAAGCAUUUAGCUAGGUAUUACUGCACUGUUGGAGCUAGGAACACAAGCAUUUAGCUAGGUAUUACUGCACUGUUGGAGCUAGGAACACAAGCAUUUAGCUAGGUAUUACUGCACUGUUGGAGCUAGGAACACAAGCAUUUAGCUAGGUAUUACUGCACUGUUGGAGCUAGGAACACAAGUAUUUAGCUAGGUAUUACUGCACUGUUGGAGCUAGGAACACAAGCAUUUAGCUAGGUAUUACUGCACUGUUGGAGCUAGGAACACCAAGCAUUUAGCUAGGUAUUACUGCACUGUUGGAGCUAGGAACACAAGUAUUUAGCUAGGUAUUACUGCACUGUUGGAGCUAGGAACACAAGCAUUUAGCUAGGUAUUACUGCACUGUUGGAGCUAGGAACACAAGCAUUUAGCUAGGUAUUACUGCAUUGUUGGAGCUAGGAACACAAGCAUUUAGCUAGGUAUUACUGCACUGUUGGAGCUAGGAACACAAGCAUUUAGCUAGGUAUUACUGCACUGUUGGAGCUAGGAAACACAAGCAUUUAGCUAGGUAUUACUGCAACUGUUGGAGCUAGGAACACAAGCAUUUAGCUAGGUAUUACUGCACUGUUGGAGCUAGGAACACAACAUUUUAUUUGAUUGAUUUGAUUUGAUUGUAUAGGGAAUAGGGUGCCAUUUGGUUAGGGGUUAGGGGUUAGAGGUUAGGUUUAGAGUUAGGUUAGGGGUUAGGGUUAGGGUUAGGGGUGUGUGUGUGUGUGCGUGUGCAUGUGUGUGCAUGCAUGCGUGCUUCCUUAUCAGUGUGUGUGUGUGUGUGUGUGUGUGUGUGUGUGUGGAAAGGUAGGCUAUGGAAGUUCUGUUCACUGCAAGUCCACAGGCAAGGGAAGCAGGGUAGGCCAAACUCAAACCAGACCCCAGGAGGUCAGAAUCCACAGACAAGCACUUCCUGAUAGAACCUAAUCCUGGGUAAUAGACCUCAUGAGAACCAGAGGUUCAUCUCUUAAAACCCAAUGAGGUCCACAUGAGAGCCUGAGUCCCAAAUGCCACCCUAUUCCUUAUACAGUAUAGUGCACUACUUCUCACCAGAGUACUUAUCAAAAGUAGUGCACUAUAAAAGGAAUGGGUGCCAUUUGGGAUGAAUCCACAGCCUGCUGACCAGGAUCAGGUUAUACAGCUCUGUUUGUUCUAUAAUGGAACCAAGAUGGCUCUCACCGUCAACAGGGAAGAAAUCAGCAGGUUUCAAUACAGAUGGUUAGGUUUUACUUCACUGUAUGUAAUGUAAAGGUUCAUACGACAGUUGUCACAUAGCACUGAUAACUUAGGUCUAAGUACUGUUAACUUAUGACUAAUAAGUUAUGACAAAGACAUGUGUUGAAUGGUUUUUUGAGUGUGUGUUUUUGUUGGGGUGGGGUUAUUGGUUUGUUUGUUGUUGGUUUGUUACAGAUACUAAAUAAAUAUGGCUUCUGUUUGUGGGAUACAAUUUUAAAAAGUGCACGCAGCAUGUGACCGUUUAAAUAUAGCUCCCAAACUGUUGGUUGGGAGAAUACUGUACAGAACUGUGAUUAACCCAGAAUGGAUUUGUAUGCUGUUGUUUUCUAAUUGUUUCAGAGUGCUGUUGAUGGUGCCAGAGAAUGAUGACCAAUUGAACCAUUUUAAUACAUAGAUUUAGGAAGUUUCAUCUCUAACCUAGCUCUUCUCUCCUCCUCCACCCCACAGGAUGGAAAGUUUGGCGGUAGCGCCCCGGGGCCUGUAAGCCAGGAGGGUGUGCUGCCGCAGGGUCUGCAGUAUGCAGAGGAUGCAGCAGAGCAUGAGAACAUGAAGGCAGUGCUGAAGAGCAGCUUGCAGGGCUGCAGUGAGAGUGGAGCGUCCACCGUGCCUGGUCUACGCACACGCACCAGAGCCAGCAGACCAGGUCAGUCUGACGGUCCACCACCUUCACACAACUCCUGGAAAAAAGGGAAACUUCUGAAGGACUUUUUUUUUUUUACAACCGCCAGCUCCACUACACAUGAGGUUGAUCCUGUCUGUCUGUCCUUCUCCUCUCUCCUUCUCUCCUUGUCUUCUCUCCUUGUCUUCUCUCUUCUCCUCUCCGUUUCGGGAGCCUGCUCGGAGCUCUCAGUCCCUUCUCGAGGUGCCUCCUUACUUACAAUCGCUCCUCUCUCUUCUCUCUCUGUCUCUCCUGUCAUCGAGAAGGUCUUCUCUCCUUGUCUUUAUCCAUUAUCUCUCCUUCUCUCAUCUCUCCUUUCCUCCUAAGUUCCUUUCUUAGAUAAGGUCUCUCCUGUUCUCGACUCGUCUCCUUGUCUUCCUCUCUCUGCCUCUCUGAUCUUCCUCCCUUCUCUCCUCUUCUUUCUCUCAUUUCUCUCCUGUCUCUCUCCUCUCCUUGUCUUCUCUCCUUCUCUCCUAGGCCGUGUGGGUCCAUGGGGCUCAUCAGUGAUCGAUGACCCACCCAAUUGCACAGAGACAGACGCUGCAGACGAGAUCAUGGAGCGCAUCGUCAGGUCAGCCACUCAAGGGCCCAGGACACGGAUAGAGCCUCGGGAGAGGAAGAGGUCCAGAGCCAACCGCAAGUCACGUGAGUCAGAGGGCCUUUUUACACUAACAAAAUAUUUGAAGUAAGAGUUGCCUUUGUUUGACAUCAGAUUUGAAACUUUUCUUUUUAAAGUAUCCUUACAUUAGCUUUGGAUGUGGUGUGGCCAAAGGUUUAACUGCCUCCGACAUCUAAUUGUGGAUAUUUCUGUCAGUGUUAAUGCACACUAUCUUAUUUUCCAGCAUCACCUGAGGAGUGAUACAGUUCAACACAACACUAACAACACACUGCUACAGUAAAUACAUCCAGUUCUAUUAAAACCUCUUCAUGACUCCUGUCCUCCCCUCUCUCUCUCUCUCUCUCUCUCUCUCUCUCUCUCUCUCUCUCUCUCUCUCUCUCUUCUCUCUUCUCCUCUCUCUCUCUCUCUCUCUCUCUCUCUCUCUCUCUCUCUCUCUCUCUCUCUCUCUCUCUCUCCCCCUCUCUCUCUCUCUCCCCCUCUCCCUCUCUACAGUGAGAAGAACACUGAAAACUGGUCUGACGCCAGAGGAGGCCAAUGCCUUGGGGUUGUCCAGUGGUUCAGAGAUGGCUGUGUGACAGGAAGAGAAGUAGAGCUGGAUCCAGCAGCACAGCACACACAGAGACCUGGGAAACCCUCUUACCGCCCCGCCCUUCACUGACCCCUGACCUCUAACCCCUG